Messenger RNA from Mesocestoides corti, 1500 nucleotides. Lineage: Eukaryota; Metazoa; Platyhelminthes; Cestoda; Cyclophyllidea; Mesocestoididae. The record is from the annotation of a GenBank genome assembly.
AUGCCUCGUGACUUGAUAACACUGCAAUUAGGCCAAUGCGGGAACCAAAUCGGCAUGGAGUUUUGGAAGCAGCUCUGUACAGAGCACGGCAUCAACCCUGAGGGUACCCUAGAAGAGUUCGCCACCAAUGGUUCGGAUCGAAAGGAUGUGUUCUUUUAUCAAGCAAGUCUUUUACCCCGUGCCCCUUUCUUUUUUUUCGGUUUUGAGAACAAUGCUGACGAUGCACACUACAUUCCGCGUGCGGUUCUAGUUGAUUUGGAGCCCCGAGUCAUCAAUACCAUCCUCUCCUCGCCCUACGCACGGCUCUACAACCUCGAGAACGUCUACAUGUCCAAAAACGGUGGUGGCGCCGGUAACAACUGGGCCGCCGGCUACACUCAAGCGGAAAAGCUUCAAGAGGAGGUCUUCGAUAUCAUCGAUCGCGAAGCCGAAGGCAGUGACAGUCUUGAAGGUUUCAUAAUGACACACUCCAUCGCAGGUGGAACUGGCUCUGGGAUGGGGUCCUUCAUGCUCGAACACCUAAAUUCGCACUUUCCCAAGAAACUAAUCCAAACCUACUCCGUGUUCCCCAACCUCGAGGAUACCAGCGACGUGGUCGUGCAGCCCUACAACUCACUUCUCACCCUCAAACGCCUCACGCUCAACGCCGAUUGUGUGGUUGUGCUGGAUAAUACGGCGCUGCACAGGAUCGCUACUGAUCGUCUUCACCUUGAGAACCCGACUUUCGCGCAGAUUAACCAACUCGUUUCCCGAGUGAUGUCUGUGAGCACAGCCACCCUUCGUUACCCCAGUUACAUGAACAAUGACCUGAUUGGUUUGAUCUCACCUCUAACCCCUACGCCGCGGCUACACUUCCUCAUGACCGGCUACACUCCCCUCACCACGGAAAAGGAGGUGGCCAAUGUGCGACGCACCACGGUGUGUGACGUGAUGCGGCGUUUGCUCCAGCCCAAGAACAUGAUGGUCUCCACCUCCGUGCAACGUCAAAUCGACCAUUGCUACAUUGCUAUCCUUAAUAUUAUUCAAGGUGAAGUCGAUCCAGCCGAAGUACACAAGUCCCUCCAACGUAUACGUGAGCGGCAUUUGGUGAAGUUUAUUCCUUGGAGCCCUUCGAGUAUCCAAGUUGCACUUUCCCGGCGUUCGCCGUACGUACAGGCGGCGCACAAAGUCAGUGGUUUGAUGCUUGCCAACCACACAAGCAUCUCCUCCGUGAGUCGACGCUUUGACUGGUCCUGCACCGCUACGGGGUUGUUGUUCAUGCGCUCUCUGGCGCAGUAUGACAAACUGCGGACUCGCGGCGCCUUCCUCGAGCAGUUCCGAAAGGAGGACGUGUUCCGCUCUGAUCCGGAUUUGAGGGAAUUCUCCGACAGUCGACAGGUGGUGCAAAACCUCAUUGAGGAGCACAUCGCUGCGACCAAACCGGACUACGUUCAGUGGGGUGCCCAAAGAGCCGCUACUCUGGCAGCUACCAAGAUGGCCGCUUCUAUGGCAGCGUCGUAA